AUGAAGGAGAUAUCAGUAAGAAACCCCUUUCAAACAAAGAAAGGAUCAACGCAAAGAAGAAUGGCAUGGCAAGACAUUGCAGAAAAUUGCGAGAAGUCAAGCAUAACAAUUCCUGUUUCCGAAAGAGUGGUGAGAGAGAGGUUCAUACAAUCAUUGAUAUCUGCGAACAUGACAACUGCACAGGCCUAUCACCGGUCUGUUAUUGGUUCAUUUAAUCAAGGUGAUCCCAGGUUUGGUGAAACUGCUGGUGUACAGUGCACCCAAGAGCAUGAUGCCAUGUUGAAACAGCAACGAGAUAAAUAUCAAAGCGAAAUGGGCACCCAAGAGCACAAAGCCAAAUUGAAACAGAAGCGAGAUUCACAACGAGAUAAAUAUCAAAGCAAAAUAGGUAGUCCUGAACAUCUGAAAAAGUUAAAGCGAAAUUGUGAUUUCCAUCAAAUACAAAAAUCUCAGGAAAUGAGCACGUUGAAAAGAAUUGAAAAUUUUAAAAAGGCUAUAAUAGAAGGACCAGUAUUUAUAUGUAUUGUAUGCAAUCCCUGUCUUUAUAGAAAAUCUGUAGUUGUCUUUUAUAAUGAUAAUUACAAAAUUGACACAACUGACCUUUUGCUGAAAUCUGAAAUUCCUGCACAGGCUGUUUGUAACAAGUUAGACAUGUUUGAUUCUCCUGAUGAAUUAGAAACACUUAAUAGGUUGGAAAAGACCAUUAUUGCUAGACGAAUAUUGUUCAAAAAGAUAACAAUUAUGCCGAAAGGUCAAUCUCCUAAGCUAAAAGGAACUAUUUGCAAUGUCCCUAUUAAUUGUCAAACUAUUGUUAGUACACUUCCACAUGGAGCUGACACUGUCAACCCACAGUCGGUGAAAUUGGCUUUGCUUUACUUGAAACAGAACAACCCAUUGUAUUCUGAUAUAACCAUUGAUGAAAACUUGAUUCCGUCUUCACUGGUAGAUUUACGUGACCCUGUAGAAACAGAAUGUACUUCAGAAAGCAAUGAUCAUGAACUUGAAGAAGUUGAAAAUCCACUAAAUGCUAAUAGGUUUAAUGCAAAUGAAAGUAUGAUGUUGUCAAAUGUACCACAAGCCGAGGAUAUUAGCAUAGCACCAGGAGAAGGUGAAAUACCAUUUUCAAUGAUGAAUGAUCAAUUUUGUGAGGAAUUAGCUCAUCCUUAUCUUUUCCCAACUGGUAAGUUUAGCUACAAAGUUGAACGUGAUAUCAAGCUUAGUCCAACAAAGUAUUUUAAUCAGCGGCUGUUGAAUUAUAAACAAAAAUUUGCCUCAAACUCUGAUUACAUUUUUUAUGUGUUGUCCACUCUGCAACAACUCAAUAUGAGUAGUCAAAUCAAUAUUGCUGUGAAAAAGGUUAAGACAGAUUCUCUCACAGCUGGUAUGUUGUCCAAAAAUUUCUCUGAAACAGUGCAGUCUUGUAUUGCUGAAGAUAAAGGUUUUCAAUUUAUGAGUCCUAUCAAAGCAAAAUUGAAUAGUGAGAAUCUGACUGAUGAGGAAAUAAUCAACCUAACAUACUUUGAAAGAUGUAGAUUUUUGAACUUGAAUCCUGUUCUACUUGCCAGGCAUUUUCAGUAUCGUGUUGAGCUUUUUUUUAAGGAAAUUGUAGUUGAUGGACCUCUUGGUAAGGUUAAAUACUGUGCAAUUCGUGUAGAGUUUCAGAUUCGUGGAAGUCCUCAUAUUCAUUCCUUUUUGUGGGUGUUGAAUGCUCCUGUUUUGACUGAAAACAAUAUUGAUAAAUACAUACAAUUCGUAGAUGCAAUUAUUAAAGCAUAUGAACCAGAUCGUGAACAUGAACGUGAAUUAUUUGACUUAGUAACAACUUAUCAGGUGCACUCUCAUUCUAAAUCUUGUCGAAAGUAUACAAAUGAAACAUGUCGGUAUCAUUUUGGUCGUUUUUUUUCCGAAAGGACUAUUGUUGCUUUGCCUCUGUCAAAAGAUAUAGAUCCAGAUGAACGUAGUGAAAUUUUAAAGAAUAAGGAAGUCAUAUUGAAUAAGGUUAAAGACUAUAUUGACACAGAGUUGAAUCCAAAAAAGAAAAAUAUUUUGAAUUCCAAUCAAGAGAAUUUCGAGAUUACUCCAACAAUAUCAGAAAUAUUAGAUGAACUUGAUAUUCCAGAAAGUGAAUAUUAUAAUGCUUUGAGUAUUUCUAAUGGUAACGACUUUCAACUUUAUUUGAAGAGGCCGCCUGAUUCGUGUUUCAUAAAUAAUUACUUUGAUGAAGGUCUUCUAGCAUGGGAAGCAAAUAUUGAUAUUCAACCUGUCUUCAACCACUACAAGGCUGUGACAUAUAUGUGUGCAUAUUUCUUAAAAUGUGAAGAUGAGACUUCUCAGGCCAUGAAACAAGCAGCGAAAGAAGCUUUCAAUUCAAAUAAAUCCUAUACUGAGCAAAUGAAAUUGAUUGCAAAGGUUUUCACUACAAAAAGGGAAUGUUCUGUUCAAGAAGCUGUAUAUUUAAUAAUGCCAGAACUUUGGCUCAGGAAAACAUUUCCAAAAGUUGUAUUUGCCAACACCAACCUCCCAGAAAAGCGCUAUAGAAUGUGUCGCAGUAAACAUGAAAUUGAUGAACUUCCUGAAGAUAGUACUGACAUGUUUAAAAGAAAUAUGCUAAAUCGGUAUGUCGAUAGACCCAACCCAACAUUUGCAAAAGGAGAAUAUGCCAUUCUUGAUCAAUUUUGCUACGCACAAUUUCUUGCAAAUUAUUACCUUGCUGGAAGGUUUGAUGAUGAAAAUGAUAGCCAGCCAACUGUAUUACGUGAUGACAACAUAGAAAGGAACCAUAUAACAAAUUGGUUCCCUGCAAUAUUGCCAUUAAUGUCAUCCAAUGAAAAAUUGAAGUGUCGUAAAGUUAAACAAGUGUUACGAUUAUAUACACCAAAUAAACAUAAAUACCCUGAGUUAUAUGCACAUCAUUUGCUAAUGUUAUACUAUCCAUUUCGAAAUGAAUGUGACUUGAAAUCUGCUUCUGACAGUUAUGUUGAAAAACUCAACGAACCUGGUGUAUUAUCAAUCAUAAAUAAACAUAAGCAAACAUUUGAGCCAUUUAGUGAUCUAAUUGACACUGCCUUAUCAAACUUGCGUACAGACUUGCUUACAAAUCAAGAUGCUUUUACUGCUCAUGAAAAUGAUGAAGUUCAAGAUGAAAUGAUUGAAACAAUAGAUGAGAUUGUGGAUGAUGAAAAUGUUGUUUUUGACAGUGAAAUCAAUGUUUCAACAAAUAAUUCAGAAUUCCUGAGCAAUGCAGAAUUGAAUCCCAUGAUUUCAUCCUUGAAUUACAAACAAAGACAAGUGUUCGAUUUAGUAUAUGACUGGGCUUGCAGGUAUAUAAAAAACUUAUCGGCAAUAAGAAAAAUAGAAGUUACACCAUUGUAUAUUUUUUUGACUGGCGCUGGUGGCUGCGGAAAGUCACAUCUAAUUAAAACCAUAUAUCAAGCAAUGUCCAAGGUACUUUCAUAUAAAUCUAAGGACCUGAACAAACCCAAAGUUUUUCUUGUGGCUCCUACUAGUGUUGCUGCAAUUAAUAUCAAUGGUACUACUAUUCAUACAGCUUUUGGAAUACCUGUUGGUCAUUUUGGAAAGAAUUUGCCACGUUUAAAUGACAAAAGGAGGAGUACUUUACGGAACAAACUUAGUGAGCUGAAGGCCAUUAUUGUUGAUGAAAUUUCUAUGGUAUCAAACUUGCAGUUAUUUUAUAUUCAUCUACGUUUAAUUGAAAUAUUUGCAUGUCGUGAUGAGAUUCCAUUUGCCGGCAUUACAGUGAUAGCAUGUGGUGAUUUAUAUCAACUGCCACCUGUUCAACAACGACCUGUGUAUGCUGAUUAUAAAAGUGACUGGCUCAACUUGGUGCAUCUAUGGAAGCUUUUCGAAUUUGCUGAGCUUACAGAGGUAAUGAGACAAAAAGGUGAUAAUGUAUUAAUAGAUUUACUAGUCGAUUAG
This is a messenger RNA of Hydractinia symbiolongicarpus, 3936 nucleotides long. RefSeq lists its product as uncharacterized. The record is from RefSeq and is a predicted model, not a curated record. Gene Ontology annotation, molecular function: DNA helicase activity. Gene Ontology annotation, biological process: DNA repair; telomere maintenance. The transcript has 6 exons. NCBI's taxonomy places the organism in Eukaryota, Metazoa, Cnidaria, Hydrozoa, Anthoathecata, Hydractiniidae. Bases 1 to 3936 code for a protein of 1311 amino acids.